Molecule: messenger RNA, 492 nt
Organism: Symbiodinium sp. CCMP2592
Lineage: Eukaryota; Dinophyceae; Suessiales; Symbiodiniaceae
Source: the annotation of a GenBank genome assembly
AUGACGCCUCGGAAGGAGGCUGAGCAGUUUUUGCUGGUGGUAACGAUGAUGGAUGCGAUCAAAAAGAGGAUGGCGAUGAUAGUGCCGAAAUUGCUGUCGACGGUGAAGACGGAGGGUCAGUGGAUCUCCGAGAUGUGCCUAUGGUGUCAGUGGGCUCAUGUCGGCGAUUUCAUCUCCGACGGCUUCACGAAGCUGGUGACUAUCCAUGCCGAUGAGUUCUGCAAGUGUGUCGCCAAGGUCGUGGAGCUGCAGAUGCAAGCGCACCGUCAUGCAACAACCUACGUGGAUGCGUUGAAUUGCGAGGACGUGUUGUCGGAUCUGUGGCAGUUCCGGAACGUGCUGAGCGUGCGAUCUGACGCAGAUGCGCUGCAGGAUGAAGAGAGCCGGAAGAAGUGUUGCGGAUGGUUUCCCUGGAGGGAAGCCGACAACGUUCUCCGCGAGCCUUCGAUCGUGACUCGCUCCGUCCGCACGAUGAAGAUCUCGCCGGGCUGA